This is a messenger RNA of Suillus bovinus, 884 nucleotides long. Its product is annotated as phosphotyrosine protein. Bases 84 to 800 code for a protein of 238 amino acids. Gene Ontology annotation, biological process: negative regulation of SCF-dependent proteasomal ubiquitin-dependent catabolic process; regulation of ERK1 and ERK2 cascade; negative regulation of protein binding. Gene Ontology annotation, molecular function: protein tyrosine/serine/threonine phosphatase activity; F-box domain binding. Lineage: Eukaryota; Fungi; Basidiomycota; Agaricomycetes; Boletales; Suillaceae. Gene Ontology annotation, cellular component: nucleoplasm; cytoplasm. The record is from RefSeq and is a predicted model, not a curated record. The transcript has 7 exons.
CUGCUUCCGAACAUUAUUAUGGAAUACUAGUAUGCUCUCGGCUUGUUCUUGCUCUCUGUUUUAUGGCACACUAGUACUCACUCAUGUCUUUUCCAUCCACUAUGUCAACUCCUUCGAGUAGCAUGUUUCCUCUCACAGAUGAAUCCCUCAAAAACCUGAUCCAGGGACCAGGAGAUGUGGAGUGGAGGUAUGAAAUGCGUCGGGAAUGUCAAGAGAUCAUUCCUGGCCUUUUAUUAGGUCCUUUCCAAGCAUCAAAGUCGCUCGAGGUGCUCAAUUCACUUGGCGUUACUCACAUACUCUGUAUACGCGAUAAGAAGGAAGCAUUUUCCGUGAAACCACGUUUCCCUGAACGUUUCGAGUACCUCGUAUUGGACGUGGAGGAUAAUGAAGACCAAAACGUCAUUCGUCUGUUCCCGCAAGCUCAUAAUUUUAUUACCGAAUCAUUGAAUAGAAAGGGUACCGUUCUAGUUCAUUGCAACGGCGGAAUAUCCCUUUCACCUGCUUUUGUUGUCAUGUUCGUCAUGCGUCGUUGUCAUUUAUCAUGGGAGGAUGCUCUUCACCUUGUUCAAAAUCGACGUUACUGUAUCUCACCAAACGGUGGCUUCUUGACACAGAUCAAGGAAUACGAGUCGAUAUACAAGGCAUCCGUAGCUGUUGCCGGUUUUCCGCAAGGGCAGAUGCAAAGAGUUGUCUCCCGGAGGAAGAGAGAUGACGACGAUGACGAGGAAUUCAGAGAGGAAGAUCGUAAAAGGGCAUUAGUCGACGGAGAAGGGGACGACGCAAUGGCAACAGAUCUAUGACCGUACUUUCUUGGAGCUUUCUUCAUUUCCUUUGGUUCAAUUUUGUCUACCACUACUGUAUACUUGCUUUUAAAAGUAUGUCGU